Messenger RNA from Physella acuta, 7763 nucleotides. RefSeq names its product rho GTPase-activating protein 21. Lineage: Eukaryota; Metazoa; Mollusca; Gastropoda; Physidae. Gene Ontology annotation, biological process: signal transduction. Gene Ontology annotation, molecular function: protein binding. The record is from RefSeq and is a predicted model, not a curated record.
UCGUCAGGUUUGGAUUUGUUUAGACUACUUCUGUGUGUAGAUUUACUUCACUAUCAAAUGGCUAUUAAUUUGUUUUGUGGCAAAUUAAGUGCCAUCAUGGACGUUGCUGAAUGACAACAUGCUAUGGAAUCAAAGGAACCCAGACUUAGCAGCAGUAGUGUAUUAGACUGGUCUGGCCCACAUGCUGUGGUCAUACAUAGAGCAGAAGGAGGCUUUGGUUUUACAUUGCGCCAUUUUGUGGUCUACCCCCCACAGUCCGUGUAUCCCAGGGAUGAUGAAGAAUGCAACAAAUCUAAUGAUUCCUGUCCAAGAUUGUGUAGAGAGUUGAGCCUAGAGCCACAGGACACAAUAUUUGUCAAGAGUGUGAAAGAAGGAAGUCCUGCAGAGUAUGCAGGACUGAACACAGGAGACCGUAUUAUUGCAGUCAAUGGGGAGUCCAUAGCUGGCAAGUCAUACAAGAAUGUUAUAGCUGCCAUACACCAGAGCAGCCAGACUUUAAAGCUCCUGGUAGUCCCUAAAGAUGAGGAUAUACUACAGAUGGCCUACCAAUCCCAAACAGGGGACUCAAUGUACUCCAGCAGUAGCUCUCUGUCUGACAACUCCAGACUGUCAGCUGUCACACACCAGCAUAGUCAUAGCUCUAGUGACAUAACACAUGGAUUUCUGGACCCCAGCAGUCGCUUCAGCUCAAAUGAAACUCUGUCAUAUGGACGCCAUGAUGUUCGUCAUUCUUUUCCCUCUAGCCAAUGGCCAUCUGAAUCAACAGAUUUCAGCAGCGGGUCUUCACUGAAUGAUCUAAAUUACAGCAGCAUGUCCCAGCCAGCUGAUCAGGCACCUGGCAGGGGUUAUAUCUACCACCAGCCCAGGACACAGACCAUGCUGGUUCAGGAGUCAGGAUCAAGUGUGUCUUCCACUGCACCAGGAAAAUCUAAAUACUCCUUCGGCCUCUAUUUUCCUCCCAAAUCCACAUCCGCAACAACAGGAAGUAGUGGCAGUAGUCGCACAAUAAGUGCGGAGAGUUUAAGCAGGGGUUACGAGGAUUCCUCUGAGCCCCAGACUUUUGAGCUGAGGCAGCCGGUGUACAGCUACAGGAAGACUUCCUUUGAUGAGAGCUCAGCUCUUUCAUCUUCUGCCAAGUCUCGGGAUUUUUUCAUUAAAUAUUCAUCUGACAAAGCUGCCAGUGACCACCGCAACCGCUACUCCCCUAGACACUCUGUUUAUGAAAGAUAUUCAAAUGAAAGUCGUCCAACAUACAUUAUAUCCCGCUCCCAGACUUUAUCUGCCAUCUCACCUACCCAGCCCAGGAGUGCUGGUCCGGCAGAUGAAGCAAAGAAAACAGAAGACAGGUCUCGCCACUACAUCCCUGUCUUCUCCACCACCUCGGACAAGAGGGGGGUCAGUGUCUACACUGGCAACACUGGCAACUACCCCGCCACUCAGAUUGACUCAAGAUCUCAAACUUUAGUUGUACGCAUUCCAUAUGAGCCUAAAAAAGCAGAGGCUGGUCAGAGGUUUGGCACGACCUUUGCCCUGACCCACUCCCCUACAGCCACACACAUUGAGAUCCAGAAAUCCAUUGGCAAGCCUAUAGUCUCACAGCGCAAGUUCCAGUUUGAGUCUGGGAAACAUGAAAACACCCCCCCACCCAGCAAUGGGGGCUACAACAGAUAUAAAACAGAGAUAGAAAAAAUAAGAACUCAGCCCAAGUUUUCUAGUAUUGCUAUGCGUAAAGCAAGCUUUGAACAAUCUCCAGAACGGGAUCCCCCUGGGUUCAAUGACCCUGUAGAUGUGCUGUCACCUGCAGACUACAGUGGAACUGAUGCCUCACAGCCCACUAUCAAGGUUAGAAAGAUUUCUUCAGAAAGAUACACGAGUCAACUCCAGCCAGGGGAUGUAACAGAGAGUAGCCAAUACCAGGAUUCUCUCCCCAUUAAGAUUGUCAUGUCUCCAUGCAGCACCAAGUCCUCCUCUCCUCUGGACGAGGUUUUAUUCCUAGAGGAGAAACAAGGAAGAGAUUGUGUGCAGGAGGUCAAGCCAAGUGACCAGUCCAUGUCCAGCCAUGCCAUGCUCAAGUCUGUAGGCUGUGACCAGUCCAUGACCAGCCACACCAGUGAGAGUACUCUAGCUGACUCUGGGGUGUCCCUCAAAAGUUACCACGGCAGUUCAGACAUGUUGGAUGGAGCCAUUGAAGGAAAUGCUGGGGCCAGCUCUGUCUAUUCAGUAGAGACUAGUUCUGAUGUCGAUCUACCCAGUGUCAGGCUUUCUAAACCCGCACGCAAGAGUUCCUACCUUUCAGCUGUCAAUGCCCCUCAACAACGAAGCACUACAGACUCUCCUGUAGGAACCAGCUUGGUUCAGGUUCAACAACAAUUGCCAGCUCAAUCUUUGCCUUACCCUAGCAACCAGUCUUCCACUAGUUUACAUCCUGCUUCACUUCAGACACGCCCAUUUUCUAUAGGCUCCUCCCACAGUCUAAGCUCUGUAGGCAUUAGCAAUCUUCCUAUAGCAAGUGUUGCACCCACAGUAAUGUCUUCCAGUGAUAGUUGUGUUAUGUUGGGACAGCCAAGUCCAGCCUACUCUAAUGGAAGUAUCUCAGUCACAAUGAGGAAAAAAUUUCCAGAUACUACGGAGGAUCAGGCCAACAAACUGCACAGACGCACAUCGUAUUUGAUGGCUACAGCUAGAGACCGUACAAAUGCCGUCCCAAUAGAAAAAGCUUUCUCGAGCCAGCCCCAGCUUGUAACAGACCACAGGCCUCAAGUUUCUGGUGAAAGCAUAAAGCAUCAAAACUCAGUCAAACUGAACAAGUUUUUUGGUGAAACGAUCCCCACCAUUGCUGAAGGCAUAGAACAAAAGAUCCCUGAACAUGAGGAAGUGCCUGAGGUCAUACGAAAAGGGCCAUUGUCCUGUAAAGUUUCUGUCAUCGAAGGCAAAAAAUGUAGUGAUAGAUCAUGGAAGUCUGUGUAUGCUGUGCUAAAGCAGACAGAGCUAUCUCUCACCCGUGAGUCUAGUUCGUCCUCCAACUACUAUGAAGAGCAGCAUAUACCUAUGAAGUCCUGCAUUGUGGAGUUUGCUAGGGACUAUGCCAAGAAAAAGAAGAAUGUUUUUCGUGUGACUACCCAUCACGAGUGUGAGUAUCUCUUCCAAACAGAAGACAGGGGCACCAUGCUGUGCUGGAUACAAGCCAUCAAGUCUAUCAAUGAACCUGAUAAGGCAGAGAAAAUGGAAGAAAUGAUUGCCUCAGAGAGAGAGAAACAUGUUCCAAUAGAAAUCCUUCCCAGUAGCAAGAUGUCACCACAGCUGGGCCAUAAAGGAAAGAAGUUAUCUGCCCUUUCCUUCAAGGCUAAACUCUCGUCUUCUCCAAGCAUGAGAAGGAAGAAAUCCAACGCCUCCGAGAAAGAUAAAGAGGAAAGUUUGAAGAAAGGUUGGAUAGGAAGAAUUCCAAUGAUGAAAAGUUUGAAGAAGCACAAUGAAGAAUCCAGCUUGAGUUCUCUGAGUGAGCAGGACAUUGACAAAAUGCAGUUUGGUGUACACCUUGAGGACUGCUUCCCCUCUCCACACAAUGAGUAUGUCCCGCUGAUUGUUGAACUGUGUACAAGGAUUGUUGAAGCCCGAGGCCUGGAGGUGGUGGGUGUCUAUCGUGUGCCAGGAAACUCGGCUGCUGUCAAUGCCUUGACUGAGGAGUUUAAUCGUGGCAUUGACAGUGUCAACAUUGACAAUGAGAAAUUGCUGGACAUUAAUGUGAUCAGCAGCCUUUUGAAAUCUUUCUUCAGGAAACUACCAGAGCCACUGAUUCCCCCAGACAUGUAUGAUGCUUUCAUCGAAGCUAAUCGCCAUCCUGAUGAAGACAAAAGAAAACUAAAAAUAAAACGACUUCUUCAUUUGCUGCCACCACAUAACAACGAGACCCUUAAGCAUAUGGCAGAACAUUUGAAUAAAGUCGCUUCAUAUGGAAACAUUAAUAAAAUGGAUGCUAAAAAUUUGGCUAUAAUGUUUGGUCCAACACUAGUACGAAAGAAAGGUGAUGAUACUGUCUCCUUGGUAACAGAUAUGUCAGACCAGUGUCGUAUAGUGGAAAGUAUCAUUCUCCAUCACGAGUGGUUCUUCAGUACCUGGGACCAGGAUAACUAUAUCCCCAUGGAGACUACUGUUGAGACUGUUAAUGUGGAGGAUGGGCAAACACUUUCUCGAGACGACGAUGAAGAAGCUGACUCUGCCAUUAGUGCCAAGCAAAUCAUUUCUUCCAUUGUGGGUGCAGCCAGUAAAAAGCUGCGCAGCCAACAGGGCAAGAGCAACGACUCUCUGGACACAACAGACAGCUGCAGCAUUACCAGCUCUGCCACCUACAACAUUGAUGACUCAUCCUAUCUGGCCUUCACCAAAUCUCUUUCAUCCAUUGCCUCCUCCCGCAGUGCAUCAGAGGAGUUUUUGGAGCGUAAAUCAGCAGUUCCUGGUUACUUGGAACUGCACAGCACAGCACCUAUAGCCAACUCUGAGCCUGACUUGAUGGAGUUGGAGUAUGCUGACGCAGGGAGCCCCAGUUUUCCCAGACAUUUUUCCCAUGAUUCUCUAGUGGACAAAAAUGAUGAGCUGGAAAUUUCUCAUGGACUGCCCACUAGCCUGAGUCGUGAUGCCAUACACAACACUCUGAAGAGAAUAGGCAAUGAUGUCAGCGCUCUGUUGCACACGUUUGAACAAAAACAGCUAAAGGAGAGGGAGAGGAGGCGGAGGGAUCAGGAGCUGAUAGAGCGUGAGCACCUGCGCACACAGCUGGAGCUGGAGCUGGAGGACAGCCACAGUGUGGACGACUGGCUGGCCUGGAAGGGGGGGGCCUCGCGCAUGCCUGACCUGGUCUCCAGCUCUUAUCUGGGCCAAACUUACCCUUAUGAGGAGGGCCGCAGUGGUGAGAGGAAAGAUGGCUCAAAAGCCACGUCAGCUGGUCAAGUGUCGCCAGUUGUUGUGACAAUAAAUGACAAGACGGUGCAGCAGAUGCCCAGAGUGGGCUCACACGAGGAUGUCUUGUCCACAUCAAAAACUGCCAGAUCUGAGGCCUUGAGGUCUGUUGUGCUGCGACCACUCAACCAGCGCACACUUAAUGAAAGCCAACAGCGCAGCCUGCACCUGGCUGUCUCAGGUGACAGGCCUUCAACACGCCCACCCUCCCUGCGCUACAGCAGGCGCCAUGGCUCCUUGGACUCUCUGAUUGACAUGAUAGACAAACAAGACAAGCGAGCCUCGUGGGCGUCCUCUGACUCUGAGGAUGGCUCGGACCUGCUGACCAGCAUCACAACUACAUUUGACCAGAAGCUGCAGAUUCUCCUCAACCCCAAGUACAAGCUGACUGGGGCCAGCAGGAAGGUGGCCAGGGCCAGCGAGGAGGUGGCCAGGGCUGAGCAGUUGAGGGCCAAGUCUAGUCUCCCUCCCCCAGCCUACACAGUGGCCGCCCUGCUGGAUGGGGACAGGUCCUUCAGGGACCCCAGUCUGCACCGGUCAGCCAAGUCAGACCCCAAGAUUGGGAUCGCCUCCCGCUUUGAGAGAAAUGAUUCUGGCACAAGAGGCCAGGACAGCAGCAUCCAGCAGAGGCCAAGUCAGCUGCCAGACUUCAGGUCUUUUCUCAGCAAGUCUCACUCAGCCUAUGUGCGGCCCAUAGUUCUAACUGCACCUAAAAAACUUGAUACCAGCGCUGCUAAAAGCUCUAGAACAGAGCACAGGGCGGCGGGGAAGUCAGGGAAGGGAGGUGAGAGCUUUUAUCUAGGGGACACUGCUGAGUCCAGGCAAAGCAAUAAGGAGAAUAGAAAGGUGACCAGUCGCAGGAGGCGCCACACUGUGGGGGGCACUGAAGACUUGGAUCAUCUCUUUGCCCUCUCCAAGGCCUGCGCUGCCGAUACUGCAGGCAGGCAGAGACUGUCAGCCUGGGACCAGCUGCAACCUGUUGUUGCCCCUGGCAACAGGAACCUGCAAGCAUGGAUUAACAAUGAGAGGCUAAGGGGGAGCACUCCUGACCUUUCUAAACAAUGAGACACUAAGGGAAAGCACCCCUGACCUUUCUAAACAAUGAGACACUAAGGGAAAGCACCCCUGACUUAUCUAAACUGUGAAGGAUUUUAUGCAAAUGUCACAUAGGCUGACGGUUUUUAUUUCCAUGUGUGGGACUUGUGUUGAUGUAGAUAGUUUUUUUUCAUUUACUGGCACUGUUUACUUGUUCUUUACAUUAUAUACUUGUUAUAUACUAGUGGGUGGCUGUAGUACAUGUGUUGGUUCACAAUUACAUAUAUUUAUAUGUAUAUAAAUAUAUUAUAUAUAAUCUAACAAAUACAAAAUUGUUGACUUUUGUACCAGACUGUACUCAAGGAAAAUUUUAUCUGUAGAUUUGUUACUUGAAUUGUUUUGUUGGUGUGAUUGUAUCUUUAGAUUUGUUACUUGAAUUGUUUUGUUGAUGUGAUUGUAUCUUUAGAUUUGUUACUUGAAUUGUUUUGUUGGUGUGAUUGUAUCUUUAGAUUUGUUACUUGAAUUGUUUUGUUGGUGUGAUUGUAUCUUUAGAUUUGUUACUUGAAUUGUUUUGUUGGUGUGAUUGUAUCUUUAGAUUUGUUACUUGAAUUGUUUUGUUGGUGUGAUUGUAUCUUUAGAUUUGUUACUUGAAUUGUUUUGUUGGUGUGAUUGUAUCUUUAGAUUUGUUACUUGAAUUGUUUUGUUGGUGUGAUUGUAUCUUUAGAUUUGUUACUUGAAUUGUUUUGUUGGUGUGAUUGUAUCUUUAGAUUUGUUACUUGAAUUGUUUUGUUGGUGUGAUUGUAUCUUUAGAUUUGUUACUUGAAUUGUUUUGUUGGUGUGAUUGUAUCUUUAGAUUUGUUACUUGAAUUGUUUUGUUGGUGUGAUUGUAUCUUUAGAUUUGUUACUUGAAUUGUUUUGUUGGUGUGAUUGUAUCUUUAGAUUUGUUACUUGAAUUGUUUUGUUGGUGUGAUUGUAUCUUUAGAUUUGUUACUUGAAUUGUUUUGUUGAUGUGAUUGUAUCUUUAGAUUUGUUACUUGAAUUGUUUUCUUGGUGUGAUUGUAUCUUUAGAUUUGUUACUUGAAUUGUUUUCUUGGUGUGAUUGUAUCUUUAGAUUUGUUACUUGAAUUGUUUUGUUGAUGUGAUUGUAUCUUUAGAUUUGUUACUUGAAUUGUUUUGUUGAUGUGAUUGUAUCUUUAGAUUUGUUACUUGAAUUGUUUUGUUGGUGUGAUUGUAUCUUUAGAUUUGUUACUUGAAUUGUUUGGUUGGUGUAUCUUUAUAUUUGUUAUUUAACAAGUAAUUCUUGUGUUGGAUUGAGCAACCCAUCAUCAUCAAGCUAGUGUUGUGUGCCACCCCAAGCACCUCUAGGGCUAUGUGCUGAUCCAGUACUAUGGAUGUAGAACUUGUAAGGGAUGUUACCCAUGUGUGCAGUUGUCUGACUUGCCUCCUCUCUUUGUAAUGAUGUACAAAACUUGUGUAGAGAAGAAAUUCUAUCUGAUGCUAUGUUGUGUUAGUGCAAUACAGACUACAUAUAUACCUGCUGUUUUUUUAACACUGAGAGCAUACAUUUUAUUUCUAUACAUAAUAAACAUUGCUUUUGUAUGUGAUUAUUUUAUGUAAAUAAUAUGAUAAAUGAACUCUAGAUCAAAGAUUGGUAGAUCUAGUCAAAUAGUUUCUAUCCUUGUGAAUAUGAAUGACAAAUAUUUUACCAAUAUGUAUCUUACAGGAGUGGACUCUUUGCUUAAAAGUCACAAUAAAAUCAUUUUUAUUGAAAACAA